Durusdinium trenchii is the source of this 1105-nucleotide messenger RNA. NCBI's taxonomy places the organism in Eukaryota, Dinophyceae, Suessiales, Symbiodiniaceae. The record is from the annotation of a GenBank genome assembly.
CAAGGAAUUGGUGCGCUGCACAGUGGCCACAGCCGGCAAUGACCAUCGCCUUGGUGCUCAGGAAGCUCCUCCUGCCAUCAUAUCGCUGUACCCUGGGCAAGGCUUUGAGGCCUACGUCGACAGUGUGAUAGCAGGAGCAGAUUUACUUGGAUACAAGGCAGAGAAGAAAAAGCAGCCCACGGGUUGCUCUCAGGCAAUGUUCAUCGAGGCAAAUGUUGAGGACCGAAAUCGAACUGCACCAUUCCCCUUCUGUGGAAAUCGCUUCGAGUUCCGUGCUGUGGGCUCUUCACAAAACUGCUGUUUGCCAGUUAUGGUGUGCAAUGCCAUCAUGGCAGCCGGCAUGGGAAAGCUUGCAGAGAUGAUUGAGGGAGGCAUGAGCCACAGAGAUGCCGUUGCUAACAUGUACAAGGAGAACAAACAUGUGAUUUUCACUGGCAAUGGCUACUCUGCCGAGUGGAAAGAAGAGGCUGCGAAGCGAGGCUUGCCAAACUUGAAUACUACUCCAAAGGCGGUUGCAACUUGGAACUCUGAAAAGAACUCCAAGUUGUUCGAAACGUUGAAGAUCUAUACUCCUGAGGAGACCGCCGCAAGACAAGAAGUCAUGUAUGAGAACUACAUUGGUUGCUUGAGCACGGAAGCAGAGACAAUGGUCAACAUGACUGAGACUGGCAUUUUGCCGGCAUGUGCAAAGGACUUGCAGAAGUGCAGCACAGCGAGCAACAAGUUUGCAACACCCAGAAAGGUUGCCUACGAAGAAGUCGUAGAUCGGCUGGAGAAGCUCAAGUCCUGCUUGGUGUCCAAGCCACACGGUGACUUGGAAAAAGAAGCUGCCUACUUUUGCGACACAGUGAAGCCUUUGAUGGUUUCUUUGAGAGAGUCAGUGGACAAUGCAGAAUCACUCAUGGAAACUGGCUUGUAUCCGUAUUCGACCUACGAGCAGAUGAUUUAUUCGCACCAUUUUUGAUUGUCCUGCUGACAGCUGCGUGGAUUGGCAUGCUCUCUGGAAGCGCAUUGCCAGCAUCGACAGCUGUCAGUGUGUUUUGGAGCCCACCAUAGACACCAGAUUGACUGCCAUUCAAGAGCUUGAAAUGUUCUCCAGUCAAAA